Alligator sinensis (Chinese alligator) is the source of this 625-nucleotide messenger RNA. RefSeq names its product neuferricin. The record is from RefSeq and is a predicted model, not a curated record. The transcript is spliced from 3 exons. Lineage: Eukaryota; Metazoa; Chordata; Crocodylia; Alligatoridae. The annotation marks the transcript as partial.
CGGGACGCGCCCGCGCUGCGCCGCGGGCUGCGCUUCUACCAGGAGCAAUACGGCUUCGUGGGCAAACUGGUGGGAAGGUUCUAUGAUGAGAACGGGGCACCCACAGAGGCUCUGAAACAAGCGGAGGCCCUCAUUGAAGAAGGCUUGAAGCUUAAGGCACAAAGUGAAGAGGAGAACCGACAGUUUCCACCUUGCAACUCUGAAUGGAGCUCAAGUGGUGGCACCAGAUUCUGGUGUUCCAAACAAAGUGGAGGAGUGAAGAGAGACUGGAUUGGUGUACCGAGGAAGCUUUACAAGCCUGGAUCCAGAGACAGUUGUUGUGUGUGUGUGCGAACUACUGGGCCUCCUUCUGGGCAACUGGAUUACAGUGAGCAUAAGGACAGAGGUGACUUGGACAAUCCUCACUUGCAAGAAUAUGAAGGGUGCCAUCCACUAGCAGACUGGUGUGCUCUAAGAGACUAAGUUAAAAUAAGCUUUUUGGCCCCCAAAGUGAAAUAAGUUUGACAGGGCUAAGGGCACAAAAAGCACUUUUUCAUUUCAUUGCGGAUUUUCUUGCACCUUAAAAACAUGGAUCAGGAACCAGUUUGUAUAAGCAUGUGUAAAUAAAUGAAAGAACCACACUGUA